Molecule: messenger RNA, 2231 nt
Organism: Patella vulgata (common limpet)
Lineage: Eukaryota; Metazoa; Mollusca; Gastropoda; Patellidae
Product: programmed cell death protein 7
Exons: 9
Coding region: 91-1938 (615 amino acids)
Source: RefSeq, a predicted model, not a curated record
UAACGAAAAUGGCAGACAAUAGUUAAGAAAGGUCGACUGUUUGUAUUUCUUUAUAUUUUCAGUUGUAAAUCAUUAGGUUAUAAAGUAGACAUGGCACACAAUUACAACCAUAAUCAAAUUCACAAUUCAGGGCCUUCAAAUCAAACUUUUUAUUGCCAAACAUUCGGGAAACAAGAGGGAAACCGGCCCGAGUUAGUUCACCAAGGGAGACAACCCUUCACUCGAUCUCCAAUAGUGCCCACCAUGCCUAAUAAUAACUUUGGCUUUAAUAACGUGUUCAGACACCCAGUUCCACAUUCACAAUCUGCAAGCAGUGAACACCAGCCAUCUGUGGGUGACAAGAGACAUCAAUCUUUCAAUACAUGGAGCAACAAGCAAGAUAUUCAACCAUCUACGCAGUCGCAAUAUUACCACCAACAACACCACAUACCCCACCUGCCAGUUUCGGAGUGUCCUCCAGCUUCAAUUUCAGGCAAUGACCAUUUUAAUCAUAGCCAAUUGACAAAGCAACAAUCGCAAACUCAAAUGACAGGCCAUCAUUUUCAAAAUCAUCAAUUAAAUCAAAUUCGAACUCCUGAACAGUAUGAACAUUCAGCAAAUUAUUCUAACUUUAGACCAAAUUUUCCACCGCCAGCUAUCCCACCUUCCUUCAAUAAUCAGUAUUCAAAUUCAGGAAUUUCUCCACAUGCAAAUUUCCCUCCAUCUACUCAGUCUUUUCAUCCUCAACCUUGCAUUAAUGCCAGUCAAAAUUCUAUGACAUUUCCACCGCCUAUUAUAAACAGACUGGUACAUCCGCAAUCCAGUUUUAACCCAAAUCAUGAAAGAGAAGUAUUUGAAGUUAAUCAAAGCCCUGUCAAUAAAGAUGGCAAACAACAACAGAGAAUAACAGAUGAAGCAUGGCUUGUUGAUUGGUUAAAUAAGAUUAAAAAACCAGAUGUAAAACCCAUUGCAAAAUCCAAUGACGAGGAAAAGACAUGUUCUUUGAAGAUAAAUGAAGCUCAGAAACAAAUGAGGUGCCUUCUUGUCACAAUGGCAACAUUAAAAAAUCAAUCUGCAGUCUUAGAAGAUUGUGCUCUUAAUGGCAAUUGUGAAGACUGGCAGACAGAAUUUGUGAAGACAGAAACUUUGAAGAAAACACUUAUUGAUAUACAAACCACCUUCAGUUCCCCUCAGAACUUAAAAGAUUUAAAAACAAGUAUUGAUAAAAGAAGAAAGAAAAGGGACAGAUUAAAAAAGAAAAAACAGGCAAAGUUUGAAGAGAAACAAGCAGAGUUAGCACAGAGAGAGAUUUUAGACAAUAAGAUUGACAAAUGGUGUGAAUCGGUCACACAAAAGAUGUUGGAUGCCAAACAGAAAGUUGAAAUGAAAAAAAUGGCUGAUAAAACUCUCAGUGAAGUUCGAAGUAAAAUAAGUGAUACAACAAGGAAACUGGAUUUAUUAAAAGGUUUACAGAGACUUCGUAAAAUAAGAAUGGAAGCUGCAGUACAAAUAGGUCGAUACACACCAAAUGAAAGUGAUUCUGUUUUUGAAACCAAAAUAUCCCAGCUGUAUGACAUUCUAACAGUCCAGAGACAGGUCUAUGAGGGAGAAGAAAAAACAUUGAAGGUCAUAUUAGAAGCAGAACAAGAAGAAACUCAAGGCUUACAGAAAGAAAGAAAAAAACAAAUAAAGGAACAUAGAGAAAGGAAAGCAGAGAAAAGGAAGAAUGAAAUGUUAUUUGGAAAACCUGUAGAGAUAGACGAAACUGAUCCCUUAUUUCCAUUUUAUGAGUUUUAUAAAAAAGCUGAAGUUGAUUUCAACUCUUUCUUAGAAAUAAGACAUAGUUGGGAUUUUUGGAUGGUACCGGAUAAUGUUGUAAGUGGUAGUCGAAUACCAGAUGAAUGGGUUUUACCAUCUAUACCAUUUAAUGAUAGCUGGGCUAAAUACCUUUCUGUGUAAAACUUUGGAAUAAAUAUGUCUACUAUGACAGGGAUAACAUUUUAAUUCCUUCCAUGAAUUGCUUAUUUGUGGUAUAGCUCAAAGAGUCUCAGUUCUACAAAAACCUGCAAAAGAAUCUUGCCGUAAUAAUGUGGAUUAUCAGAUAAAGGAAUAUUUGCUUAGUUUUUGCUCCAAAAUCAAUGAAAUUUAAUGACCAAUAAUAACAUUGUGUAUAUGUAUUGUUAAAUUUUAAUUGAAUUUGGACAUUGAGUUACAACCGAUUUUUAAUAUAUAAAUAAAAUUAUUACUAUUUU